Tremella mesenterica DSM 1558 is the source of this 1913-nucleotide messenger RNA. RefSeq lists its product as uncharacterized. Gene Ontology annotation, biological process: mitotic cell cycle phase transition; regulation of cyclin-dependent protein serine/threonine kinase activity. Bases 1 to 1284 code for a protein of 427 amino acids. The transcript has 3 exons. NCBI's taxonomy places the organism in Eukaryota, Fungi, Basidiomycota, Tremellomycetes, Tremellales, Tremellaceae. Gene Ontology annotation, molecular function: cyclin-dependent protein serine/threonine kinase regulator activity. Gene Ontology annotation, cellular component: centrosome; nucleus; cytoplasm. The record is from RefSeq and is a predicted model, not a curated record.
AUGGUGUAUAAGCCGAUACGAAAGGAAGAUCUGUUCUUUGAACAACAGUACGAACCUGACAUUGUGGAUUAUAUGAUGCGAAUGGACGACUUGACCCUAGCCUCUGCCGAUCUCAUGGACAUGCAACCAGAACUCCAAUGGUUCAUGCGACCAUACCUUAUCGAUUUCCUCAUCGAAGUUCACACUCAAUUCCGUCUCCGACCCGAAGUCUUAUAUCUCACUAUGAACAUUGUCGACCGAUACGUCUCUAAACGCGUCGUAUACAAGAAACAUUAUCAACUCGUGGGUUGUGCAGCUCUUUGGAUCGCGGCAAAAUUCGAAGAUGGCAAAGACAAAGUCCCACUAGUACGUGAACUCGCUGAGAUGUGUUGUAAAGCAUACGACGAAAGCGCGUUCAUCCAGAUGGAAGGACAUGUUUUGGCUACCAUCGGUUGGGUCGUCGGACAUCCAACAGCGGAAGCUUGGUUACGCGUCCAAGCGUCUGGUGAUGGGAGAUGGCAGGAAGAAGGAAAGGUCCAAAACAUGGCUAGGUUUGUCAUGGAGGUUACGCUGUUCCAUAGGGAGUUUGUUGGACUUCAAGCCGAGUUUGUAGCUUUGGGAAGUCUGAUAUUGGCUCGAUAUAUCUGUGGCAGGCCAUACUCCCCAAAGAUGGAGGUCCUCGCAAUCCGUGUCGCCUAUGCCAUUGAUCGACAAUUCGCUGAGCGUCUCGACUCCAUUUCCGAAAUCAUUAUUCGUAAAUACGCUCCUGUCUAUUACUCCCGCUCUUCUACAGUCGCUCGCGAAUGGUACCUCUCCGGUCAUCGAUUCCACUGGGGAUCUCUCAUGCCCGUCACUCCCACGCAUUCCUUUCACACACCUGGUCUCGCACCUUCAUCCUCUUGGCUCUCAUCAUUAUCGGGUAAACGGGACAGUUGGUUGUCCGGUUCACCAGGUGCACUUUCAACGUCAUGUUCAUCUUCCGAAGCAGGUGACGAAGUCCCGACUACACCCAUCACUCCCGUUCAUGCCAAUGUGGUCAAUCCUUUCGAUGUCAGAGCAAAGGAAAAUGUCGCACCUUACAGUAGACAAUAUCCUGGGAAAGAUCCGAAAUUGUAUAGAACCGCUGGUCAACCUACUUUGGCAGGACAUCCACCUAUGGGUGUACAAGGAACUUUAGGUAGACCUGUACAUCCAUUACCUACCGUACACCCACAUCCUAGACCACCGUUACACGCUUUGCCUCAACCUCAACCACAGGCUCAAGCUCAGGGACCGGCGUUGUCAACACGGCGGUUAUCAAAUUAGACGGUGACGUCGUGUUUGCAUUGGAUCGUCGAACUCGGUUGAGGUGUAGGGGGAGGAAAGUGAGGUGUAGAGUGUGACUAUGGACAGGGAACGGUGAUGUGGAGGAAGGGCUCAUUUAGAGGGAUGAUGAGUUUGAGGAGAACACUGCGGGGGUGAUAGUGGAGAGGGACGUUUCAGUGAGAUAGCGAAAGGGGACAAGAGGACGACAAACAAGGAAUCGAACAUUUUUGCAUUACGACAAUUCCCAUACAAUCCAGCAUUUUUCAAAACAAUACCACGACUUUUUUUUCUAUUCUCUUAUUUUCUACUACUUCCUCUAUUCUCAUCCAUUCACAUUCACCAGCAUCAAUCAUUGAUCAUUGUCUUCGGUAUCGACGUACGAUUGGGACUUUACAUGAUUCAUCUCUCUCAAAUGAGAAGUACGAUCAAGGUCUUCCCUGUACAUCUCUCUCAAAUGGGACGUACGACUUGCAGCCAAGAGUUGCGACCAAUUGAACAAAAGUAUCGAAGACAACUCACACACACACACACAAAUCAGUAGUUACACUUAUUGCCUGUACGCAUUCAUGUUUAGUGAUCAUGCCGGUUAUGGAUGGAUGGUAUUAUGCUAUGCUACGUUGUCUUGUUUU